Messenger RNA from Drosophila melanogaster (fruit fly), 1065 nucleotides. RefSeq names its product coenzyme Q3 (gene Coq3). Gene Ontology annotation, molecular function: 3-demethylubiquinone 3-O-methyltransferase activity; polyprenyldihydroxybenzoate methyltransferase activity; S-adenosylmethionine-dependent methyltransferase activity. Gene Ontology annotation, cellular component: mitochondrial inner membrane; extrinsic component of mitochondrial inner membrane. The transcript is spliced from 3 exons. The record is from RefSeq and is marked reviewed. Lineage: Eukaryota; Metazoa; Arthropoda; Insecta; Diptera; Drosophilidae. Bases 49 to 981 code for a protein of 310 amino acids. Gene Ontology annotation, biological process: ubiquinone biosynthetic process.
AACAAAGUCAGCUGUUUUUGUUUAUCAACGUUUGUUUUUCUCGCAAAAAUGAUGCGAAAUGCCUUGUUAGUAAGCGGCAAACUGAGACAUUUGCUAUCCUGUUCUAUCGGGCGAAAUUCGACUAGAAGCAGCAGCACAGCGAAGUCGUUGGAUGCCGGCACCCAAAAGGAAGUGCGGCACCAUGAGAAUCACGCCUCGGAGUGGUGGAAUCAAAAUGGAACCAUGGGUGCUCUACAUGCCCUGAAUGAGAUUAGGGUUCCCUUUAUCAGAGAUGGCAUCGUUUCGCGUGGCACUGUGAAGCCAGGUUACGUAAAUACCACCAAAGUGUUGUUGGGUCAAAAUAUUCUGGAGGUCGGAUGUGGCGGAGGAUUGCUUACGGAACACUUGGCGCGCCUGGGUGCCCAGGUGGCUGGCAUAGAUCUUGGCGAGAAGUUAAUAGAAGCUGCUCGCGAGCAUCUCAAAUGCUCCAGUCCGGAGUUGGCCAGCAAUGUGGUGUACAAAAUUGAGCCGGUGGAUCAGCAUGCCAAGGCCAAUUGCGAAUGCUAUGAUGCGGUGAUAGUGUCUGAAGUUCUGGAGCACGUCAAAGAUAAAGUGUCCCUGCUGGAGGCCAGUGUACGCAGCCUAAAGCCUGGAGGAUCCAUCUUUAUCACCACUUUGAACAAAACCAUACCCAGUUGGUUCGGUGGCGUGUUACUCAGCGAGUAUGUUCUCAAUCUGGUGCCCAGGGGAACGCACCACUGGGACAAAAUGAUUUCGCCCUUGGACGUUCAGCGCAUCUUGGAUACGAGUAAGUUUAUCUCAGGCUUUAUAUUCAGAUUAGGCUAUUCUUUAUUCUCUCGUUCAUCUGCAGUGAACUGUCAGACGGUGUUGGUAAAUGGAAGCACCUACGACUUUUGGAGCAACACCUGGCGAUGGAUCAACAACAACCAGAUGUGCUACGCCUUGCAGGCGGUGAAACAAGCACAGCGCGAGUACAAUUGAAUUCGUAUAUUUAUUUAACUAAAAGCUAAGUCACGAGUGUAACAACUAAGUAGUAAACUAUUCGUCACCCGAGCGUGGUUUCUU